This is a messenger RNA of Penicillium bovifimosum, 1536 nucleotides long. RefSeq lists its product as uncharacterized. Lineage: Eukaryota; Fungi; Ascomycota; Eurotiomycetes; Eurotiales; Aspergillaceae. Gene Ontology annotation, cellular component: nucleolus; TRAMP complex. Gene Ontology annotation, biological process: RNA 3'-end processing. The record is from RefSeq and is a predicted model, not a curated record. The transcript has a single exon. Gene Ontology annotation, molecular function: poly(A) RNA polymerase activity; mRNA binding. Bases 1 to 1536 code for a protein of 511 amino acids.
AUGGUGGUAUCCACUCCGUCCUCGCUCGCAGUCUCCAAAUGCCACCUCAAAAAAGCUGUGAUGCGGCUUCCAAGCCUCCGGCCCCUAUACAUACCCCUCUCACACCCCCUUCGCCCAUUCCAUAGCUCCUCUGCAGCAGCCAAGACCGAUGUUUUCACCAACAGCCUCCGGAAGACCCUAGAGGCUCAUCGGUCCACCAAUCGGUCUCGUCUGGUUCGCAAAGUCCUUGCGAAUGAAGAUCCAGCGGGGCUUUGGCGGCCUGAAAUCCCACCCCAGAGUCGCGCCGACUAUCAACCAUCAGGCUCGGAACCUUCAACUGAUCUUCGACACAACCCAAACUCGGAUGAUAACCGCCCGAAAAAGCGCACAAAACGCAGAACCCAGGUGGAUGUGUCUUCAUCCAUUUCGCGUGCGAUUCAACCUGCAGGCACGAAUCCGCAAACUCCGUGGUUGAGGCACUUGGAGCUGCCUCGCGCCAAUGCCGAAAUAACGCUGGACACAGAAAUUCGGGCGUUGGAACAAUACCUAACCCCGAAUGCACAGGAAUCUGAGGUCAUAAAGAGCCUCCAGACAACAGUUUCCUUACUUCUCAAGCCAGUGGUUCCACAUGUACCGAAAGUCAUUGGGUCGCAUUGCACGGGCCUUGCACUGGCGCACUCGGAUCUUGACUUCAUCAUACCCUAUCCAGACCCCGCUCGAUCCCUAGACCGUGACCGAAGACCGAGCCCUACACGGCCUCAGAUCCAAGAUGUUCACGUUCGCCUUCUGUGUCAAGUCGAAAAAGCCCUACAGCACACCGAUACAUUCAAGCAAGUCCAAUUAUCUGACCGAAGCCUGUCUGCUCGCCACCUGCCAACUGGACUGGUACUGCAAUUCUACUGUGGUGAGGAUGUCCCUGCUAUCACGGAGUAUUUGCAGGACUAUCAGGUCGAGUACGCCGCUUUACGACCACUAUACGCAACAACACGUACGUUGCUAGAAACACACGGCCUCUUUGGCACGCCCCAGGCUGGCAUUGGUCCGGACGCGCUCGCCAUGCUCAUUGUGGCAUUCCUGAAGUUGAACCAUGGCCGGUUUACUAGCCCCAAUCAAUUGGGUGGCCUGUUCCUUGCUCUGCUGCAAUUCUAUGGCACUCAGGUUGACAUUCAAUCCGUCGGUAUCGCCGUGGAUCCUCCCGGGCUGUUCAGUGCAGAUACGCUACCUGUAAAUCCCCACGCUCAUGACCCCGGCCACCUCCGCGGUCAGCGUUCACUGAUCAAUGCGAAACGGACUGCUGCGGCAAAGCGGAACUUGCUUGUCGCGCAACGAUUAUGCAUUCAAGACCCUACCCAUUAUAUGAACGAUUUAGGCCGGUCAUGUACUCGGGCUGCAGAACUGCAAUGUACACUUGCAACUGCGUAUCAGCAGCUUCGUGGCGCAUGCGAUGAAUGGGCAAAUGGCGGCUCCAAUAGCCCUAGUAUCCUUGCCACUGUCGUACAGGCUAAUUUUGAUCGCCUAGAGGAUAUGCGCAAUCAAAUUAUACAGAAUAGUGGAUGA